UAAUAGCAACAAUAAUCUAAAGAUUACGUAUCUGUACUUGGGAAAAUUUAGUUCAAAGUCAAAGUGUUUUCAUCCACUUACACCUGUCAUCUUAUAAAUAAUCAGAAAUAAUUUAACUCCCACACUGAAUCUACAAAACUAGCAUGUGUUUGUUCAAAUUUACCUACUAUUGUAUUUACUUUACUUUACUUCUUACCUUACCUUGAUCGCAUCAAGUUAGUUUUGAAAGUGGAUAAUAAUUCGCGUUAUAGAAUUCAUCUUUAAAGCACACAGAGAAUUUUUUCAUUGUGUGUACAAUAAACUAAGCUUUAAAUGGUUAUUGUCCAUUUAAGUUGACAUGUAUGCCGAUUUAUUUCUUACCCUGCUCUUCUCUGUUCUGCUGUGCAAAGAAGCAACCUGCGCUACAAACCAAACUUUUCCCAAUUACUUUAAAUUUGGGGUAGCAACAGCCUCCUACCAAGUAGAAGGAGCAUGGAACGAAGAUGGCAAAGGUGAAAACAUUUGGGAUCACUUGUGUCACACGAAUCCCGACUUUGUUGACGACAGGAGCAACGGUGACAUUGCGUGUGACUCCUAUCACAAAUAUAAAGAUGACGUGGCUAUGUUAAAAGACCUCGGCGUAGAUUUUUACCGGUUUUCUCUAUCGUGGUCUAGACUAAUACCAUUGGGCUUGGCUGGCAGCCCAGUCAAUCAAGCUGGCAUUGAUUACUACAAAAACUUAAUCCAAGAAUUAGUUAAUAACAACAUUGAACCCCUCGUAACAAUAUUCCACUGGGAUCUCCCAGAAACACUACAAGAAUACGGGGGUUUCCCAAAUCCGGAAUCUGAGGAACAUUUCGCUUAUUACGCCCGAGUUGUUUUUGAAAAUUUUGGAGAUUCUGUGAAAUAUUGGCUUACCUUCAACGAGCCAUUGCAAACAUGUCACGAAGGAUAUGGUAUUGGAUUUACGGCACCUGGUUAUAAGUCAUCGGGUUUAGCUGAGUACAAAUGUACCCACACAUUAAUCAAAGCUCAUGCUAGAGCUUAUCAUGUUUACGAUGAAGAAUUUAGAACCCAACAACAAGGAUAUGUAGGUAUUGCUCCUGAUACUUACUGGUAUGAACCCGCAUCGGGUAGUGUUAGUGACCAAGAAGCUGCUGAGAGAGCGCUACAGUUCACUUAUGGGUGGUUUGCAAACCCUAUUUUUAAUGGUAAUUAUCCUUCGGUAAUGAUCGAAAGAAUUGAUGAAAGAAGUAAACUACAAGGUUUUGCGUCAUCUAGACUUCCAAAAUUCACAGAUGAAGAAGUUGAAUACAUCAAAGGAACACAUGAUUUUCUUGCAAUUAAUGCUUACUCUACUUUAUAUGUCCAAGCCAAGGAAGAAGAAGUUGAUACGGCUGUAAUCUCUUACGACAGUGACUUAAAUGUAGACACAUUCUUUGAUGACUCGUGGGAAGAAAGUGCAUCAUCCUGGCUUAGGGUGGUCCCAUGGGGAAUGAGGAAGCUUCUCAACUGGCUUAGCAAAACUUACAAUCACCCAGAAAUAUUCAUAACUGAGAAUGGAGUUUCGGAUACAGGAGGUCUUAAUGAUGAUCGAAGAAUAAACUACUAUAGAGAAUAUCUUAGUAAUGUUCUGGAAGCCAUCUUGGACGACGGGGUAAAUGUAACGCGGUACACUGCUUGGAGCUUAAUGGAUAACUUUGAAUGGGCACGAGGUUAUACGGAAAAAUAUGGGUUGUAUAGUGUAAAUUUUGACGAUCCUGACCGACCAAGGACAUCUAAAGCCUCCGCUUCUUAUUAUUCAAGCGUCAUUUCUUCAAAAUGUUUGGUUGACAACUGCGAAUAAAAAGAAAAGCGAAAAUUUACUGGUCAAAAGCUACGUAGACAAAACUUGCUUCACCCCUAAAUUAAAUAGAAUCUAUAAAAUUUAAUUUUGCGAUUUUUUAUGAUAACCCUUAGAAGUUAAAAUAAAGAUAUAUAACGUG
Molecule: messenger RNA, 1964 nt
Organism: Zophobas morio
Lineage: Eukaryota; Metazoa; Arthropoda; Insecta; Coleoptera; Tenebrionidae
Product: myrosinase 1-like
Exons: 7
Coding region: 338-1825 (495 amino acids)
Biological process (GO): carbohydrate metabolic process
Molecular function (GO): beta-glucosidase activity
Source: RefSeq, a predicted model, not a curated record